This is a messenger RNA of Helianthus annuus (common sunflower), 1490 nucleotides long. Its product is annotated as protein SHI RELATED SEQUENCE 5. Gene Ontology annotation, cellular component: nucleus. Gene Ontology annotation, molecular function: DNA-binding transcription factor activity; DNA binding. The coding region runs from base 278 to 1255 and encodes 325 amino acids. The record is from RefSeq and is a predicted model, not a curated record. Lineage: Eukaryota; Viridiplantae; Streptophyta; Magnoliopsida; Asterales; Asteraceae. Gene Ontology annotation, biological process: positive regulation of DNA-templated transcription. The transcript has 2 exons.
UUACACAUCUCACAUAACACGCUAUAUUUCAUUCAUACCCACAAACAAGUAGUAGGGAGAAAAAAAAUAAAAGAAAAAUCUACAAAAAGAUUUAGAUGUUAACCCCCCCAACCUAGAUCUUUGAGUAGUUGACACAAUCCGACCCCUACACUCUUCAUUACCACAUAAAUUUACAACCUUUUUUUAAUUUUAAUUUAUUUUUGUUUUAUUAUUUUUCUGCUAUGGAUUUGUGUUUGAUCUUUGAAAAUAGGUUUGCAAGCAGCUGGUGUGUACAAGAAUGUCAGGUUUUUUCUCACUAGAACAACCCGGAAUUGCAAUUAGUAAAGUUCACAAAAACCACCAUCAAAACCAUCAUCAAAACCAUCAAGAUCAAGAACAUGAUGGUAGUAUAAUAAGUCCAUACAGUUUGUACCUAUUCAAGAACGAAGAGAUCUACGGCAAAGGUUUUGAAUUAUGGCAGCAGAAUGAUCAGAAUUAUGGUGGUAAAAUAUUAGGGAUGAGGCAAGGUGGGUACGGUGGGAUCACCGGUGGAAGUAGCGGCGGAAUGAACUGUCAAGAUUGUGGUAACCAAGCGAAAAAAGACUGUCAACAUAUGAGGUGUAGAACUUGCUGCAAAAGCCGUGGGCUUCAAUGUCAAACCCACGUGAAAAGCACAUGGGUACCGGCGGCUAAACGCCGGGAACGGCAGCAGCAGCUCAUGUCUUUAGCUCAACAUAAUUCAGGCAACCAACAGUUGAGUUUGGUGAUGAGAGCCACCGGUGGUGAUAGUCAAGCCACUAAAAGAUUGCGAGAAGAUCACCAUCAUAACCGGGCUGUCGCCGUCGCCGGCAGCCGUGGUGGCGGUAUGGGUGUCAUCUUGCCUGCUUCACAACAUCACAACACUUCUUCAGGGUUAGAAGUGGGUAACUUUCCAGCGGAAGUGAGUUCUCCGGCGGUGUUCCGGUGCGUUAGAGUGAGUGCGAUGGACGAGGAGGAGGUGCAAUUGGCGUAUCAGACGGCGGUGAGCAUUGGUGGUCAUGUUUUCAAGGGAAUUCUAUAUGAUCAUGGUCCGGAGGGUCGAUACAACCACCCUGGUGAAGGUAGUUCAUCCGGUGGUGGACAGCUUAAUCUUAUAACUUCCGGCACGACGGCUACGGCGACUGAACCCACCGGUGUUAAUCCGGGGGUUGGUUUUAUUGAUCCAUCUUCAACAUACCCUACUCCUUUUAGUGCAUUCAUGGCGGGUACGCAAUUCUUCCCACCACCAAGAUCUUGAAAAAAGAAGAAAAAACUCAUGAAAUCCUAAUUAUUGGUAAGAACUUUUGUUAUUCUAACAAAAAAAAAAAAGGCAUUAAUAGUACAUUUAUCGAGGUUUUUAGUAGCUAUUAAUGUUUUUUAAGUUUUGAAUACUCAUUAAAAUAUGAUCUGUUAAAGGUACAAUGGAAGUGUAUGGAAAUUUAAGGAGUUUGGGAUGUUUUAUGAGAUGUAAUUUAAUGUAUUUUCUCUUGGAA